Molecule: messenger RNA, 3740 nt
Organism: Vombatus ursinus (common wombat)
Lineage: Eukaryota; Metazoa; Chordata; Mammalia; Diprotodontia; Vombatidae
Gene: USP30
Product: ubiquitin specific peptidase 30
Exons: 13
Coding region: 1-1560 (519 amino acids)
Biological process (GO): protein deubiquitination
Cellular component (GO): nucleus; cytosol
Molecular function (GO): cysteine-type deubiquitinase activity; cysteine-type endopeptidase activity
Source: RefSeq, a predicted model, not a curated record
AUGUUCAGCCCUAGGGCUGAAGAGGCGGCGGCGGCGCUGGAUCGGAGCCUGCGGCGCCUCCUGCGGGCCGGAGCCGCACUCAGGUAUAAGGUGAUGAGGAACUGGGGAGUCCUCGGCGGGGUUGCCGCGGCUCUGGCGGCAGGCAUCUAUGUGCUCUGGGGUCCCAUUACCGAGAGGAAGAAGCGCCGGAAAGGGCUUGUUCCUGGCCUCCUCAAUUUAGGAAACACCUGUUUCAUGAACUCCUUGCUGCAAGGCUUGUCUGCCUGCCCCACUUUCAUCAAGUGGCUGGAGGAAUUCACUGCCCAGUACCCUGUGGAUCAGAGAGAGACCACCAAGCCCCAGCACUUGUCCUUAACCCUGCUGCACCUCCUGAAAGCCUUGUCUUGCCAAGAAGUCGCCGGCUGUGAGGAGGAGGAGGAUGUCCUGGAUGCCGGCCAUCUGUUGGAGGUGCUGCGGAUGCACAGGUGGCAGAUCUCCUCCUUCGAGGAGCAGGACGCACACGAACUAUUCCACGUCAUCACGUCAUCUCUAGAAGAUGAGAGAGAUCGCCACCCUCGGGUCGCGCAUCUAUUCGAUGUGCAUUCUUUGGAGCAGCAGCCAGAAGCGACCCUUCAGCAAAUUAGCUGCCGAAUACGAGGGGUGCCUCACCCCGUGUCCAGCGCCUGGAAGUCUCAGCACCCUUUCCAUGGGAGACUUACUAGUAACAUGGUUUGCAAACACUGUGAACACCAGAGUCCUGUGAGAUACGAUACCUUUGACAGUCUUUCCCUGAGUAUCCCAGCUGCCACGUGGGGUCGUCCUUUGACUCUGGACCACUGCCUUCAUCAUUUCAUCUCAUCAGAAUCAGUCAGGGAUGUUGUGUGUGACAAUUGUACCAAGAUUGAGGCCGAAGGGACCCUGAAUGGGGAGGUGGUGGAACACCAGAGAACCACAUUUGUCAAACAGUUAAAGCUGGGGAAGCUCCCCCAGUGUCUGUGCAUCCAUCUGCAGAGAUUGAGCUGGUCCAACCAGGGAGCUCCUCUGAAACGUCAUGAACAUGUACAGUUUAAUGAAUUCCUGAUCAUGGACAUCUACAAGUAUCACUUCCCUGGCUGCAAACCAUGCCAGCACAAUCCCAGCCUGAAAGAGAGCGUGGGGAUGGCGCUGGACGUGAAGGACGGGAUGAGAGCCCCCAGAUCAGCCUCUGCUCAGCCUGGCAGGACCAAAGCACUCUUUGUCAAUGGAGCCUGCUCUUCCCCCACGCUGCUGCCAACCCCAGGCACUUUCUGUCUCCCAGGUAUUCCUGACUAUAGCUCUUCGGUGUACCUCUUCCGGCUGAUGGCUGUCGUGGUCCAUCAUGGAGACAUGCAUUCUGGUCACUUUGUGACUUACCGACGCUCCCCUCCUUCUGCCAAGAACCCUCUGUCUACCAGCAGCCAGUGGCUCUGGAUCUCGGAUGACACCGUUCGAAAGGCAAGCUUGCAGGAGGUUUUGUCUUCAAGCGCUUAUCUGCUCUUUUAUGAGCGGGUCCUUUCGAAAGCUCAGCAACACCAAAGCCAGGAGUACAAGUCUGAAGAGUGAAACUGCCCAGAGCCAAGCCUGGCGGAGUGCUCAGAACUGUUCAGAAAAAAACAAAAACAAAAAACACAACCCUAGAUUUUUCUGUCUACAUUAUGAAAAUAGCCUGACUACAGUUCUUCGACAUUCCGGUGUGGUGGUGAUGGCGGUCUCUCUUAGGAGGAGCCGUUGUCCUGAUCCAUGCCCAAACCAAGCUACUGGAAGCAGGUCUGAUCGAGGCGGGCCCUGUGGAGCGUCAGGGGGUUAGAAGGCAUCCAUUAUGUCUACAUGAUGUCUUCAGCCCCUCUGGCCGCAGGGGAUGGAGAGCUCCAGAUGCCCAAGGCCACUUUGGAUGUGUCAAUUGCAAGUUUUAAGAGGAGAUUCACUUUGUCUAAUUCUUUUAAAAAUUCAGGUCAGAUUUCUCUAUUUAAAAAGCAGGCCUGUAGAAGCUGUGAGUGAGAAUUUCCAUAGUUAUUAAAGGCAGUGAUUUAAAAGAAGUGCCUUCCCCUUGUUUAAAUGAUUACAGUCCAACCAGUCGCUUUUGUGACGGGUCACAUCCAAAAUCUGUGUAGCUCAGUGAGCCCGAGGUAGACCUUUUGAAACGCUUGACUCCCUCUGUUUUCUUAGUGGAGGAACUGAUGGAGCCCCUGCUUUUCUAUGUCCUUUUUCUAACAGGUCAGGAGAGGACCUGCUCAAGGCUAACAGCUUUGCCCUUUUAACAAAAAGACGUCCUUGCUGUUUGCACCGUGUGUGUGUGUGUGUCUGUGUGUCUGUGUGUGUGUGGACUGCACGAGGCUGGGUGUGCUUCGUACCUCCUAAGUGUCCAUACUCUGGUCUGCUCAGCUCAUCCCAGGCCCCGACCUGACAUCAGGCAUGUGGUUGGGAGAGAGGGGCAGGCCUAGCAUGGACCUUAGAAGCUGGGUCACGAGGGAGGUGAAUUCAAGCCGGUCUCAUCCUGCUACAAAGCAGGGCUUGCCUCUUUUAAAAAGCCGUUCCAGCAGCCAUGUAGAACAGCUUCUUUGUCACCCAGCACUCUGUAUCACCACACAUAUGGACACAUACGUGCACACACCUAUGUCUACAGUCUGAAUUCAUUCCCCACAUGCUCCUAUGCACAUUGUGUUCAUAAGACUAUUAUAAUAGGUAUUUAUUAGAAACAGUGGAAGAAAGUACCAGAUUUAAUCAUGUUCUCAUUGCUUCUUUUCAGAGUUCUUAAGUCCAGGCAACUCUAAGGCUGAAAAACUUGUUGGCUGCCUAAGGCUUGCCUGUGUUUUAGUUAGGGUUUUAAAAAAUAGAUAAAGCAAGAAUUAUAUCUGCACUAAUACUGCAAACUCUCCAGAGAUAAGACUUGGGUGCAGAUCCAUCCAGAAGGCCUCCCAAGUUAAAGGCCAAAACUUGGCUGUUCUACGGCUGGUCCCCAUCUGCCCAUCUCUCUGCCCAAGAGGGUGCAUUUGUGUAAGAAUUUCAAAGUGAGGGUUCUUCCUGGGCGUGGCUCAGCAGAGUGUGCUCUGAAGCUGCCCCUGGGCCAGGAAUGUGAAGUCUGCUGGGAAAGAACAGCUCACAGGCCUGAUUUGGUGCAGUUUUCUGAGGGAUCUAGCUGCUAGCUCAACUCAUUCCUUCACCAGAGUUGGUUUUGACUAUGAAAUGAAUGGAUCUGCUCUGCCCCAGGCUAGGGAAGCAAGGGCUCAGAUAGAUUUAGGCUGCGUUCUUAAGUUAGCCAAAAUGCUGCAGAUUCCUCUGGAAAGACACUUCAGAAAGAUGUGAACACUGAGGUUUUCACAGAGCAUUUCUCUGCAGGUCAGAAGGGAGGCUUAGUACUCGGUGCAUAACUGUGAAAGACAUUUUCGGAGAGAAAAACCAUUAACUGUGUUUUGUAACAGUUGACAAUUCUCUAAUGUAUAAGCAAUUAUUACAUGAAAGCCUGAAGACGGAUUUUGAGGUUGGGGUAAAUUAUUAAUCUAGUUCCUCAUGACAAAAAUUUUAAGUUCGAUGAGUAGUUUACAAUACAAACCACUGGUUUUGUGGGUCUGCUAAGAGCGUCUGUUUUCGCACCUGCUGUGUGGAUUAUGGCAAUAAAGAUUCGUUUUAUUAGAAAAGGUAAAUUGGCAGUGGUUUUGCAGCUUACCAUUUCAUUGCAAAGACAAAUAAAAGUAUGUAAGACAGUCCUUUAAUAAAUCAACACGUGCUGUUCCAUCCUCUUUAAA